UUAACCCCUGUGCUGCCGCAGUGGCGCAUGUGAAGAGAUUCCGCAUUACGUCAUACCGGAGGCUGCCUUGUUCUGCUCAGCUCAGCCCAGCCAGAGCGCUGCUGCACGAAAAUUUCCACGACAACACAAGCUUUGCGGGAGAGCGGCGCGACAACAACGGCCGCUUCGCGCCGUGAUGCAGCACCCCACGCAAAAGAAGCCCUGAUCCCACCGCAAGACGCGACGGAUUCCCCGGGUGGACAGGAGUCAGGGUGCAGGACAUGCCUCGAAAUAAAUUCUGAAUGAUUGAAGAUUGCAGGCGGAGGGGUGACAACAUGGCAGAUAGAAGGCAGCUGUAUGUCGAGAUGAGGGCACAGGAUUUGGACUCCAUACGAUUAUCAACAUACAGAACAGCUUGCAAACUCCGAUUUGUGCAGAAGAAAUGCAACCUGCAUUUGGUUGAUAUUUGGAACGUCAUUGAGGCUUUUCGAGAGAAUGGUCUGAACACCAUGGAUCGCAACGCUGAGCUUGCUUCGGCUCGUCUGGAAGUGGUACUGUCUACCCUCUUCUACCAGCUUAACAAGCGCAUGCCAACCACUCACCAAAUCAGCGUGGAGCAGUCCGUCAGCCUGCUGCUCAACUUCCUGCUGGCAGCCUACAACCCGGAGGGUCAUGGCAAGAUAUCUGUUUUUGUUGCGAAGAUGGCCCUUGCCUCGAUCUGCGGAGGGAAAAUUCUGGAUAAAUUAAGAUAUAUAUUUUCACAGAUAUCAGAUUCUGCUGGAAUAAUGGUGCACUCGCAGUUUGACCAGUUUCUGCGAGAGGUUCUCAAAUUGCCCAUGGCGGUGUUUGAGGGACCUUCUUUUGGCUACACUGAGCAAGCUGCCCGAGCAUGUUUCACUCAGCAGAAAAAGGUCUCCCUCAACACAUUCCUUGAUACGCUGAUGUUAGACCCGCCCCCUCAGUGUUUGGUGUGGUUACCUCUCAUGCAUCGGCUGGCCAACGUUGAGAACGUGUUUCACCCGGUCGAGUGCUCCUACUGCCAUACUGAGAGUAUGAUGGGCUUCCGCUACCGCUGCCAGCAAUGUCAUAAUUACCAGCUCUGUCAGGACUGCUUCUGGAGGGGGCAUGCCAGUGGUUCCCAUAGCAACCAGCACCAAAUGAAGGAGUAUACGUCAUGGAAAUCCCCAGCUAAGAAGUUAUCCCAUGUCCUCAGUAAGUCACUGAGUUGUGCAUCCAGCAGAGAGCCCCUUCACCCCAUGUUCCCCGAUAUGCCAGAGAAACCUCUCAACCUAGCUCACGUUGUAGAUACGUGGCCACCAAGACCAGUGAACAUAACCAACGACUACUCCCUGUCGCACUCCAUGCCUACAUCAGGGAACCCUUACUCCACCAAAAACCAGAAUAAUGACGCUGGCCAAAAAAAGUCCCCGUUCGGGGCUUCUCCACAGCUGUUAAAAGGGAAAGGGUUGAAGUACAACCUCGACGUUGCUGAUAGACUUGCUGACGAGCAUGUUCUCAUUGGCCUCUAUGUGAAUCUGCUCCAAAACAGCCCCAAAUCAUGUUUGGCGGAAAGCAGUAACCAUCAAGACGAUGAGCACAGUCUCAUUGUUCGCUAUGCUGCUAGACUGGCUGCUGAUGCUGCGGCUCAACAGCAGAGGGUCCCAGCAGACCUCCCCUACUCUCUGGAUGCCAACAAACAGCAGAGGCAGCUCAUUGCAGAGUUGGAGAGCAAAAACAGAGAAAUCCUGCAGGAAAUCCAGAGGCUGCGUCUUCAGCACGAGGAAGCUUCCAAGCCACCACCUGACAGGGGUCAGCAGAAUCCCACCUUGCUCGCUGAGCUGCGACUUCUCAGGCAACGCAAAGAUGAGCUCGAACAAAGAAUGUCUACUCUGCAGGAGAGUCGCAGGGAGCUCAUGGUGCAGCUGGAGCAGCUAAUGAUGCUUCUCAAGCUGGAAGAAGAACGAAAACAAGGAAAUACUCAGGGUCCCGGCUCUCCACGCUCUUCUCCCAGCCACACCAUCAGCCGGCCGAUCCCCACGCCCAUCCACUCAGACUCUGCUGGCACCACCCCAACUCACACACCUCAGGACUCACUCAUGGGCGUGGGAGGGGAUGUUCAGGAGGCCUUCGCUCAGGGUCCAAGGAGAAAUUUGAGAAAUGACCUUCUCAUUGCUGCUGACUCUAUAACCAACACAAUGUCAUCACUUGUUAAGGAGCUCAAUUCAGGUGGCAGUGAGACAGAGAGCCUCUUGGAUUCAGACUUUGGACGGUGUGACCUAAUGGCUACAAAUUCUUCAGAUUUUUACUUCACUUAUAAACCAAGUAUCUGUCCUGCUAGAGCUGCAGAAGAAGAAGGUUUUGAUAACAAUCUGGAGCAGCAGCUAGAAGAUGAGCUCAAGUUGGAAGAGCUGGUGAAGCACAGACAAGAGACGGACAAAACGUGCUUGGUGACAAUGGAGCAGUGACUGUGGAAGUCCAGGAGCCUGGUUAGCAAUAUAGAAAGCAACAAUAGUAGAAGACACUGGGAGAAGCAACACUGGGCUGAAAACACGCAGCACUGAAGACAUGAAGAAUUGAACCUGCGCUAAAUCCAACCAUAGAAAUAUUACAUUUAUGUAAAGAUAUAUUUUUUACCCAAGCACAUAUUUAAGGUAAAACUGUGAGCUGGUGUGGAGAGAUUAAAUACUGAGCUUUCUAUUACACCACCGGUGCCAUAAAACACAGUUAUUUCAGAACUUUUAUUUGAGUUUUUGUUUGAAUCCUUUAGUAACCGUACACUGUAAGUACAAGGUGGUGAACCACUUUCUUUCAAAAUCUUAUGUCUGUUGACACAACGAACCAGGCUUAAAUCUAGAUUUUUCACCUGAUUUUUAAGUCAUGCUGACAAACAUGAGAGUGCAUUUGAGCCAAGGGUAUAAAACGCUAACAUCUGAAAUAUUUUUAUGUAUUACUGUGGUCGGGAUACGUACGUGAACAAAUUUAGCACUAUUUCAUACAUUUCUUACUGUUGCUACUUGUAAUUGCCUUUCUGUUCUUUUUCUUUUGUUGUUUAGUUUUACUUUUUUUACAGGUGGAUCAUGUAUAUUAUUUGUUUUCUUUGGGGAAUCGGUAAUAAUAUUGCACACUGCCUUAGGUGAUUGUAUAACCUCUCAUUGUAGUUCAUUCUACAGUACUUGUCACUGCAGCAUCUAGUCUGAAGGCUAAAGAACAACUACAGCAAUGCUGGAUGUCUUUAGUGAGGUUAAACCCAUUGCAAUUUAGGUAUGGUUUUGCAAAUACAGCCCCCUUUUAUUUAUAAGGGUAUCCUUGGUGGAGAUUUUAAAAUCUGUGUUAAAAAAAUCUGCUUUAAUUUCAAUAAUCCCACAUUAAAAAUGUAGAAAAAUCUAAUUUGGAUACAUUUAUACAGUGGAGAAGAAUUUCCAAGUUAGAGAGUAAUUGUUUUGAACAAAAUCACUGGUGCCAUAAUCUUUUGAAGCAAACAGAGGGAUGCAUCUAUUACCAUUCCUCUUUGCAAAAUGCUUCUAUAUCACCUGGCAUCCUUGGCCUUCUCUUGCACUCUUCUGCUCUACUGGCCCAGCUGUUUUUCUGAAAGAACUAGGUCUUGGAUGGAGAUGGACAUUAGAAGAAGGUUGUUUUUUUUUUUUCUGGUGAACAUUUCUGUGUAGACUUAGCCAUAUGUUUUGGAUCAUCACACUGCUGAAAGAUCCAAUGAUGACCUAUUUGUCCUUGAAUUGCAAGGAAUAUAUGAUAGAAAGCUCUUCCAGUGCUUAAGGACGAGAAACAGGCCCACAGCAUCACAGAUCCUCCACCACACAAAAGGGGGCAUGAGGUGGUUUUCCACAUAUUCACCAUCUGUUUCAUGCCAGACUGAGACUGAUGUAUGAAAUAUGAUUGAGCAGAAGUGUUCAAUCAUACAUAAUACAAAAGCACACAGUCCUAGUUAAAUAUCCAGUAGUUCUUUGUGAACUACUGGAACUUUAUUAUUCAUUUUAAAUUGAAUUGAAAUUAUAUUACUGAAGUAUGAAUCAGAAUUAAUAUAAAUGACAUUGGUGUUUUCGUUGACAUCCAACCUUCUGCUGUUGGAAAGUUUGAUGUGUCAGCUAUGGUUGAAAUUUCCUCAUGUUUGGAGUCUGACAACAACAUGGAUGAUCAUCUCACAGGGAGUACUGACAUUAGCUUCCAAAAUAACACAAAUCAACUUUGUGUAGUUGAUCAGGACAGAAACUUGCAGCUAAUGAUGCUAUAUACUGUAUGUGUCCAGUACUGCAGUCCGUCCUGCAUUAUACCUGCUGCUGUAUCGACAUUCUUUAUUUUACUAUAGAGUCUUACAGAUGGUUAGAAACACAUUGAACUGUGUACAAAUAGAAACUCCUCAGCCACGUCAGAGAGUACUGCAGACCUAAUAUUUUCACAUUGUCCGUGUUUUGAGUGAUUUUCAGGUUAAUUUGAAAGGGACAGCAAAAUUACAAGCCGUGUUGUUUAUCACAUUUUCUCCUGCCCUACAUGCACAGUUCCUCCCCUUCAACCUGUAAGAGAUUUAAGGUCUUAUGCUUGGUAUUAGUUGGGUUAUAGGAAGCUUUAGAAAGCUGAGUCAGCUGAGUCCUGCACAGGCACAGUUUACCAGCUGACAUUACUCAUCAAAACAGCCGUUAAAAACUGCAGGUUAUACCAACAGGAAUCACUGAAGCAAUCCAAACCAGUUUGUACAAAAACCUUCUAAAUCUUAGUGUUUUAACCGAGAUAUACUGUAGAAGAAGUUACUGUAAGAGGCUGCCAAAUUACCGCAGCGCUCCAAAAAAAUACAAUUUAGCCAAGCAUUGAUCAUAGAUUACUCCCUUUCUAUGAUUUAAUCUCAUUACUCUCACAAAUCACCAUGUGGCUCGCACACCAACACACAUUCUUGAUGCCUUGCAAGUGUGUGUGUAAAAAACUUUGCCCUGCCACUUUAGAUAAAGUGGCAAGCCCAUCUAAAAUCAUAAAUGUGUGAAAUAUAUCUAGCUUGAUUUUUUUUUUUUAUAUCUUUCAAGCAAGUUCAUAGCAGUGAUUUUUGCAUGGUGGUGGUGCAUAAUAAAGUGUUGACACAGUAUCACAA
Messenger RNA from Girardinichthys multiradiatus, 5071 nucleotides. It is a transcript of the gene dtna, whose product is annotated as dystrobrevin, alpha. Bases 282 to 2444 code for a protein of 720 amino acids. Gene Ontology annotation, cellular component: plasma membrane; synapse. Gene Ontology annotation, biological process: synaptic signaling. Gene Ontology annotation, molecular function: zinc ion binding. The transcript is spliced from 24 exons. The record is from RefSeq and is a predicted model, not a curated record. Lineage: Eukaryota; Metazoa; Chordata; Actinopteri; Cyprinodontiformes; Goodeidae.